AUGGUUUCUGCUUCUACUGCCACAACACCGCGCAGCAUCGCCCUUGCCUUCUGCCAGGCGUUCGAGAAACUCGACGUGGAUGCCCUCGUUGCACUGCGUACACCAGACUGUCGUCACACAAUAGCACCAGCGGCCUCAUUAAGUUUUGUUACCGAUCCAGAGAUGAGCAAUGAGCAAUGGGCCGCGCAUUUCUCAUUUUUGAAAGAUAUUCUCGCUUCAUUCCCCGUGACGCCAUUGGAAAUUUUUGAGGGAACGAAGUGGGAAGCGACAUCUGGCGGUCAGAGCCAGGAGGUGGCUUCGGUAACCAUCUGGGCAUUCAGUGAAGCGAUCUUUCUGCAGGAGGCCAAGGACAACGACGAACCCAAGACUGACUGGAAGUUUCGCGGAGAAUAUGUCUUCGUGCUUGUCCUGAAUGAAGCGGGAGACAGAAUUCAGAGGAUCCUCGAGUUUGUGGACAGCAAGGGACUCAUGGAAGUGUCUUUACCGUUGUUUCAACGUGCGGCGAGAAAUGUGGCAUUAAAGGAGGAGAACAAAGGAAGGGGAUAG
This is a messenger RNA of Exophiala bonariae, 546 nucleotides long. RefSeq lists its product as uncharacterized. The coding region runs from base 1 to 546 and encodes 181 amino acids. The transcript has a single exon. Lineage: Eukaryota; Fungi; Ascomycota; Eurotiomycetes; Chaetothyriales; Herpotrichiellaceae. The record is from RefSeq and is a predicted model, not a curated record.